AUGACAUUUACUGCUGAGGAACCGACAUCUUCGACGUCACAGUUCUUUUCUGGUCAUACGCCCGCGGAUCAGCCGAAAGAGGAGAUAGAUACAAGCACGGCUAAAAUAGCAGAUCUAAUCAAAAGUUUAGACGACACGAAACUUGGCGAGUUCUUUCACAUCGAAGACACAGUAAGGUGGAUUCAAGACAACGGCUACAAAAGAGUAGCCCUUCAACUGCCAGAUCACUUUUUGGGAAGAGCCGCACGUAUUGCUCAAACGAUUGAGGAGAAAGCGGCUGUCAAAGUGUUCAUCUUAGCGGAUACAUCGUAUCGAAGAGCGGAAGAAAUGCAUUUUGUGGGUCCACAGUGGCGAUCACGGAUCUACUAG
Molecule: messenger RNA, 369 nt
Organism: Cooperia oncophora
Lineage: Eukaryota; Metazoa; Nematoda; Chromadorea; Rhabditida; Trichostrongylidae
Source: the annotation of a GenBank genome assembly